Dryobates pubescens (Downy woodpecker) is the source of this 2643-nucleotide messenger RNA. It is a transcript of the gene SELENOO, whose product is annotated as selenoprotein O. The record is from RefSeq and is a predicted model, not a curated record. The transcript is spliced from 9 exons. Lineage: Eukaryota; Metazoa; Chordata; Aves; Piciformes; Picidae.
CUGCCGGCGGCGACGGUGGCGGGCCCGGGUUGUCUCGAGGCUCUGGGUGCGGCCAUGCGGCAGCCCGCCGCUCUCCCGGCGCGGCCAGACGGUGCCGAGGGCGGCGCGCAGGCGGGCGGCGGGGGCUGGCUGGACUCGCUGCGCUUCGACAACCUGGCGCUGCGCUCGCUGCCAGUGGACACCUCAGAGGACAGUGGGCCGCGGGCCGUACCCGGUGCCUGCUUCUCCCGGGUGCAGCCUAGUCCUCUGCAGAACCCUCGGCUGGUGGCCAUGUCGUUGCCGGCGCUGGCGCUGCUGGGGCUGAAGGCACCGGCGGACGAUCAGGAGUCGGCGGAGGCCGAAGCGGCGCUGUACUUCAGCGGGAACCGAUUGCUGGCGGGCUCGGAGCCGGCAGCUCACUGCUACUGCGGCCACCAAUUCGGCAGCUUCGCGGGGCAGCUGGGCGACGGCGCUGCCAUGUACCUGGGCGAGGUGCUGAGCCCUCAGGGCGAGCGCUGGGAGAUCCAGCUGAAGGGCGCCGGCCUCACUCCCUUCUCCCGACAAGCUGAUGGUCGGAAGGUCCUGCGCUCGAGCAUACGGGAGUUCCUGUGCAGUGAGGCUAUGUUUCACCUAGGAAUACCGACAACGAGGGCUGGAACCUGUGUCACAUCUGACUCCAAAGUUGUCCGUGACAUAUUUUAUGAUGGGAAUCCAAAAAAUGAAAGGUGUACAGUUGUUCUGAGAAUAGCAUCUACGUUCAUAAGAUUUGGCUCCUUUGAAAUUUUUAAACCUCCUGAUGAAUACACAGGACGCAAGGGCCCCAGUGUUAACCGAAAUGAUAUUCGAAUCCAGAUGCUUGACUAUGUGAUUAGCACUUUCUAUCCAGAAAUCCAGGAGGCUCAUUCAGAUAACAAUAUUCAGAGGAAUGCUGCUUUCUUUAGAGAGAUAACAAAACGGACAGCGAGGUUGGUUGCUGAGUGGCAGUGUGUUGGGUUUUGCCAUGGCGUGCUGAAUACAGAUAACAUGAGCAUAGUUGGGCUGACCAUCGACUAUGGCCCUUUUGGGUUUAUGGACAGAUAUGACCCUGAGCACAUCUGCAAUGGGUCUGAUAACACAGGACGCUAUGCUUACAACAAGCAGCCAGAGAUUUGCAAGUGGAACCUGGGGAAGCUUGCUGAAGCUCUAGUUCCAGAGCUGCCCUUGGAAAUAAGUGAACUCAUUCUGGAAGAGAAGUAUGAUGCCGAAUUUGAGAAACAUUAUUUGCAGAAGAUGAGGAAAAAGCUAGGCCUAAUCCAGCUGGAAUUAGAAGAAGAUAGUAAGCUGGUGUCUGAACUCCUCGAAACCAUGCAUCGCACAGGUGGAGAUUUCACAAAUAUUUUCUGCUUGCUGAGUUCAUUCUCAGUAGACCCUGAUCCUUCAAACGUGGAAGAUUUCUUAGAAAAGCUUACAAAUCAAUGUGCUUCUGUGGAAGAACUAAAAGUUGCUUUCAAGCCACAGAUGGAUCCAAGGCAACUAUCAAUGAUGCUCAUGCUGGCUCAGUCUAAUCCUCAGCUGUUUGCAUUAAUUGGAACAAAAGCCAAUAUAAACAAAGAAUUAGAACGGAUUGAGCAAUUCUCUAAACUGCAGCAGUUAACUGCAGCUGAUUUACUCAGCAGAAAUAAAAGGCACUGGAAAGAAUGGCUGGAAAAAUACAGAGUCCGUUUGCAAAAAGAAAUAGAAAGUGUUAGUGAUGCUGAUGCCUGGAACACUGAUCAUGUGAAAGUCAUGAAUUCAAACAAUCCAAAAUACAUCUUGAGAAAUUACAUUGCCCAGAAUGCCAUAGAAGCAGCUGAAAAUGGGGAUUUCUCAGAGGUAAGAAAUGUCCUGAAACUCUUGGAGAAUCCAUUCCAAGAAGCAGAAGAUUUUGAGGAGAUAAAAGAAGGUACAGAAGAGGAAGGAGCAAGUGCUGCAGCAGCUGCUUGUGCUCAAGAGACCAGAAGCAGACUACCAUACUGCAGUAAACCUCCUCUCUGGGCUUCAGAGCUCUGUGUUACAUGAUCUUCAUAACUGCCUUGUUUUGUUUUUCACUGUAAACUGAAGAUUCUGAUCCUUCUUCAGCAGUGAAGAAUUCAGCAAGGCAAACUAAGUGCUAUUAAGUUAUUGAAACAACCCUGCAUUUGGAUGCAUCUGCCACAGUCUUAAAAUCUGCUUAAUUUGAAGCAGUCAUGGGUCAUUGGAACAAACCAAUGACAACCAACAGUCCAUAUAUGUCAUUAAUUUACACGUUCUGAGAUUGAAAGUAUUUCCUUUAAUUGUUCCACACUGCAAGCAGAAAGCAAUAUUUAUGUUGAGGCAGGCUGAAUUUCAAACAUCCAAAUGGAGUUGUUGUGUGAAGACAAAAGCAGCAAGUCAGGAAUCUGAUCUGUUUUUGUCUGAUGUCUUAACUAAUAGUACUUCUAACAUUUAUUUACUGCUUUUUCUAUGCAGGGACUUUUUGUCCUCUUUAAUGGAGGAAUAGAUUCAGUAUUGCUUGUUUAAAGCUAUGUUUCAUUUAAUUAAGUAGUUCAUUUCUUGUGAACCUUCAGAUUGAUAUUUAAUCAUUAACUAUUUUCAGAGAACUAGUACAGGCCAGGGUUUGGGGGAGAGCAAUUGAAUUAUUUUCUUUUUUAAUAUAUUAAGAGCAGA